Messenger RNA from Pseudoliparis swirei, 5151 nucleotides. Its product is annotated as phospholipid-transporting ATPase ID-like. The record is from RefSeq and is a predicted model, not a curated record. Gene Ontology annotation, biological process: phospholipid translocation; Golgi organization. Bases 161 to 3766 code for a protein of 1201 amino acids. Gene Ontology annotation, cellular component: plasma membrane. The transcript has 28 exons. Gene Ontology annotation, molecular function: ATPase-coupled intramembrane lipid carrier activity; ATP hydrolysis activity; magnesium ion binding. Lineage: Eukaryota; Metazoa; Chordata; Actinopteri; Perciformes; Liparidae.
CUUCACCUGAGGCGGAUUGAAAUUUGCCUGUUAUUUUUUCCAUCCCGUUGAGGCCCCCGUGUUCCUGUGUCUAUGCGUGUGCGCAGGACUGUGCACAGGAAGUCACUUAUUCUUUUCUUUUCUUCUUUGAGGCGGGAGGUGUGGAGAUGCUGAGCUGAAGAUGGGGUCGGUAACCUCGUCCUUCGGCCCGUUGUGUGGGAAAGAGGAGAAGAGAGAGGAGGUGCGACUCUUUCGUGCCAAUGACAGACCCUUCAACCUGUCUUACCACUAUGCCGACAACGCCAUCAAGACCGCCAAAUACAACCUCGUCACCUUCCUGCCGCUCAACCUCUUCGAGCAGUUCCGGAGGCUCGCCAACGCCUACUUCCUCUUCCUCAUGGUCCUCCAGCUCAUCCCGCAAAUCUCCUCCCUGUCCUGGUUCACCACGGCCGUCCCGCUCAUCUUGGUGCUGACCAUGACGGCGAUCAAAGACGCCAGCGACGACCUCAACCGGCACCGAAGCGACAAGCAGGUGAACAACCGCCUGGUGGACGUCCUCAUCGAUGGAGAACUGAGAAAUGAAAAAUGGAUGAACGUUCAGGUUGGAGACAUAAUCAAGCUGGAGAAUAAUCAGUUCGUCACAGCCGACCUCAUGUUGCUGUCCAGCAGCGAGCCUCUCAACCUGGUCUACGUGGAAACGGCUGAACUGGACGGUGAAACCAACCUGAAGGUGAAACAGGCCCUGACGGUAACCGGAGAGAUGGGCGACGGCAUCGACGAGCUGGCUGGCUUCAAGGGUGAAGUGCGAUGCGAGCCUCCCAACAACCGUCUGGACAAGUUCAAGGGAACCCUCUCCCUGGACGGGCACACGUUCUCCCUGGACAACGACAAGGUGCUGCUCAGAGGCUGCACACUGAGGAACACCGAGUGGUGCUUCGGUCUGGUCAUCUUCGGAGGUCCCGACACCAAGCUGAUGCAGAACAGCGGGAAGACGGUCUUCAAACGGACGAGCAUCGACCGCCUGAUGAACGUGCUGGUGUUGUGCAUCUUUGGCUUCCUGGCCCUAAUGUGCACCGUUCUGGCUAUCGGCAACGCCAUCUGGGAGGUGAGGGAGGGCUCGGUGUUCACGGUCUUCCUCCCUCGCGACCAAGAUGCCAGCGCCGCCCUCUCUUCCUUCCUCUCCUUCUGGUCCUACGUCAUCAUCCUCAACACGCUGGUGCCUAUUUCGCUCUACGUCAGUGUGGAGAUCAUCCGUCUGGGGAACAGCUUCUACAUAGACUGGGACCGGAAGAUGUACUAUCCCAAGAGCGACACCCCUGCCCAGGCGAGGACCACCACGCUCAACGAGGAGCUGGGCCAGAUCAAGUACAUCUUCAGCGACAAGACCGGCACCCUGACGCAGAACAUCAUGACCUUCAACAAGUGCUCCAUCAACGGGAACGCGUACGGGGAGCUGUUUGACUUCACUGGACAGAGGGUGGAAAUAACAGAGAAGACGGAGAGAGUGGACUUCUCCUGGAACCAGCUGGCCGAUCCGAAGUUCGCCUUUCACGACCACAGCCUGGUGGAGACGGUGAGGGAGGAAAACCCGGAGGCUCGGAACUUCUUCCGCCUGCUGGCUCUGUGCCACACCGUCAUGCCCGAGGAAAAGAUAGAGGGCGAGCUCAACUACCAGGCCCAGUCUCCCGACGAGGGCGCGCUGGUGACCGCGGCGAGGAACUUUGGUUUUGUGUUCCGCUCGCGCACGCCAGAGACCAUCACGGCCAUAGAGCUGGGCAGGCAGGUCGUCUACGAGCUCCUGGCCAUUCUUGACUUCAAUAACGUCCGCAAGAGGAUGUCCGUCAUAGUGCGUAGCCCGGAAGGCAAGUUGACUCUCUACUGCAAGGGAGCGGACACCUUCAUCUAUGAAAGACUCCACCCGUCCUGCAACAAACUGAUGGAAGUGACCACCAAACACCUCAACGAGUACGCAGGAGACGGCCUUCGCACGCUGGUGCUGGCCUACAAGGACUUGGACGAGAGCUACAUGGAUGAGUGGAAACUGCGCCACCAUGAGGCCAGCACGGCCAUGGACGACCGAGAGGAGAGGCUGGACCAGCUCUACGAAGAGAUAGAGAAAGACCUGAUGCUGUUGGGAGCGACAGCUGUGGAGGACAAGCUGCAGGACGGCGUGCCACAGACCAUUGAGCAACUGGCUAAAGCUGACAUCAAAAUAUGGGUGUUAACUGGUGAUAAGCAGGAGACGGCGGAGAACAUCGGCUACUCCUGCAACAUGCUGAGAGAGGAGAUGAAGGAGAUCUUCGUUGUGUCAGCCAACACGCCGGAAGCAGUCGGAGAGGAGCUACGGAACGCGAGGAGGAAGAUGUGUCCCGGCGCAGCGGAGGAGCCGACUGUGAUCAAGGGUCGAGCCGGCCUGUUUUGGAUGGAGAAGACGGAGAGAGUGGAGGACGAGAAGACGGAGGGAGAAUAUGGCCUAAUUAUUAAUGGUCACAGUCUGGCCUUUGCGCUGGAGAAGAGUUUGCACCUGGAGCUGCUGAGGACGGCGUGCAUGUGUCGGACCGUGAUCUGCUGCAGGGUCACCCCUCUGCAGAAGGCCCAGGUGGUUCAGCUGGUCAAGAAAUACAAGCAGGCCGUCACUCUGGCCAUCGGCGACGGGGCCAACGACGUCAGCAUGAUCAAGGCUGCUCACAUCGGUGUCGGUAUCAGCGGCCAGGAGGGCAUGCAGGCGGUUCUCUCCAGCGACUACUCCUUCGCCCAGUUCCGUUACCUCCAGCGUCUCCUGCUGGUGCACGGCCGCUGGUCCUACCUGCGCAUGUGCAAGUUCCUGCAAUACUUCUUCUACAAGAACUUCACCUUCACCUUUGUGCAUUUCUGGUUCGCCUUCUUCUGCGGCUUCUCUGCUCAGACGGUGUACGACGAGUGGUUCAUCACCUUGUACAACCUGGUUUACACGGCACUUCCUGUCCUCGGCAUGAGCCUCUUUGACCAGGAUGUGAACGACCGCUGGAGUUUCCAGAACCCACAGCUCUACUCCCCGGGCCAGCUGAACCUGUACUUCAGCAAGAAGGCCUUUGUGCGCUGCUUGAUGCACAGCUGCUACAGCUCCCUCAUCCUCUUCUUCAUCCCGUGGGCCGCCAUGCACGACACGGUGCGAGAUGACGGCAAGGACAUCGCCGACUACCAGUCCUUCGCUCUGCUGGCGCAGACCUGUCUGCUGAUCGUGAUGAACAUACAGCUGUGUCUGGACACCCACUACUGGACGGCGGUGAACCAGUUCUUUACCUGGGGGAGCCUGGCCUCGUACUUCGCCAUCACAUUAACCAUGUACAGCAACGGCAUGUUCCUCAUCUUCACCACGUCGUUCCCCUUCAUCGGCACGGCAAGAAACUCUCUGAUCCAGCCCAACGUCUGGCUCACCAUCUUCCUGACCUCCCUCCUCUGCAUUCUGCCCGUGGUGGCUUUCCGCUUCAUUCUCAUCCAGCUUCGGCCCACCAUCAACGACAAGGUGAGACACAAGUUGCGGAAGGAGGCGCUGCCGGCCCCGGCGCCUCGCCGUCCGCCCGCCAGGCGCAUCAGCACCCGCCGCUCGGGCUACGCCUUCUCCCACGCGAAGGGCUACGGCGACCUGGUGACUUCUCGGAGGUUCCUGCUGAAGCGGCCCCUGAGGAGCCGACCGGUGCUGUUCUCGCAGACGGACUCCCCGCUGGCUCAGAAUCAGCCGCAGGUCUACCGCACCAUCACCGAGGAGCCGGAGGAACCCCGGGGCCCUGUGAGCGUCGCAGUGUGAGCCGGAAACCUCGCAUGUACCAGUUUCCAGCGGAGAUCGUUUCCAGGUCCAACAGAACCGAGUCUGAAUUUUUAUUAUUUUUAUUUUAAUCUAAUGGAUUAAUAUCACUGUGAAAAUGUCGAACUUUGCAGCAAAUGCAACCUCAAAGGACCACACAGGUGUGUUUCAACAACACUCGCACCAGGGAAGUUUCUAGAAUUCCACGAGGGGGGGUUAGCCCCAAGGGGAGUGGCAUGUUUGGGACCCAUUGGCGGCGCAGAUGGCCAUUGUUUUCAGACAGUUCAUUGAUUGGUUCAAUCAAAAAGAGCGUGAUGUUGCGCUGUAGUUCAGUAUUUAAUACAAGAGACAUCAUUUCAGGGUCAUAGUGAAAUGAAAUGUUCCUGCUUGUAAAAGAAAGACGGAUAAACUAGCUUUCAUACUUGCGUCACUCCCAAAUCCCAUACAUCGUUAAGUAUGAUGAUCGGGUAUCGGGUUGUAAUUUAAAGGGGGAGAAAACAUACAAACCAGAACGCACGCACAUUUGUAGCAUGUUAGAGUUAUAAAUAACUUGUCCAUGUGAGAAACAUUUAAUUUAAUGAUAUUACCAAAAUAAAAAUAAAGUUAUAUAUUUUUAAGCUAAUAAUGCCAAAUUAUUUGGGGGUGCUGAAGAAGUGAAUUAGGGGGGGCCUAAUGAUGCCCCUGACUCACAUGCUGCUGACAAUUGUCCAAAAGCUCCCCACGAGGUUUAUACUUUGAUUUCCUUCCUCCUGGAGAUGUAUUUCCUUAUGACAACAAAUAGACAAGGGUUUUAAGCAGGGAUGCACAAUGUAAUCUCUCAGAUGCUUAAAAGCACAUUGUCAUUGAAAAGAAGAGGGAUUAAAAUCACAUGUUCCAACAACAUAGCUCACAGAUGUAAUGCUUUUCCAGUGCAUUUCAAUAACGACUUUAUUGGCAUUGAAUCAAGUCAGCAAAUCAAGUCUCAGGAAUAUGCAACCUGGGAGAAAUUGUGAAAGAUUGUUUGUUUGAAAGUGUUGGCUGUACUGUAGUCAUAUAGGAGAACAUAAACAACCUGAAGGGGUUAGCCUAAUUCAUGAAAUUUGGAAAUAUUGUCCUUAACGAGCUGAAACCUGCAACAAGAUAAUCGUGAACAGCACAUUGUUGUGGUUUUCGAGAAAGUUUAGUUUAAAUGAAUUAAAAAGGUUUUCACCACACUGCGACAUGAAGUUGCAUUUUGUAUCUUUUUUUAUUCUUAUUUUCUUAGAAAUCAUAUAACAGUGAUUUCAGUGAAAAAUCCAAUACUUUCACUGUUGUUUACAUAAUUAAUUAAUGAUAUAAAUGGAGAUGAUUUUUUUUACAGUGUUUUAAUAAGGCUCUGUUCUGCGUUAAUAAACUGUUUGUUCAUUUGA